AUGAAACGUAAAAAAGAACUUGAAUCUAAAAUUGAAGAAAAAUCAAAACGCAUCCGUGAAUUCAAUGCCAAAUUAAAACAAUAUAUCAAGAAUGUGUUUCCAUCGAAAGCAUCAAGUGAAUUAUUGGGAAGUUUAUCGUCGUCAUUUUCAAAUACUGAUAUAAAUGAAAUACGCGUUGUUGAUAAUAUUGAUAUUAUGCAAGUUGUACAAAAUUCUGAUCGUUAA
Molecule: messenger RNA, 225 nt
Organism: Diversispora eburnea
Lineage: Eukaryota; Fungi; Glomeromycota; Glomeromycetes; Diversisporales; Diversisporaceae
Source: the annotation of a GenBank genome assembly